UAUGGAGUAAUAUAUUGAUUAAGAACUUACAAUCCAACAAUUCUUCAAGUAGCAUCAAAUCACAUCACCUUUACUUUCUUAACUCAAAAGAGAGUUCGGUGUAAUCAAGCAUCCCACUUUUAUAAUGAAUAAUUUGCUCUAAGUAAUUUUAAUAACAAACAUUAGAUCAUCUAACAUAAAAAACAUUUAACAUGUAUUGAAGCACCAAAACAAAGUGGAAGAACUAUGUCUUGUCUUUUGAUAAUUUUAGAUUAAUUUUUAAAAUCUUUAGAUCAUUUUACUCCAGAUGAAGAAGUAAGAGUUAAUCAAAUUUAUUAUAGAAUGGAUAUUAUUUACUCAUUACCUCAGCAAGCAGAGAACAAUCAACACAUUGUAAAUCUAUAGUUCAAAAGUUGCUUGACAAUUAUCCCUAAGAAAUUGCAUUACUUGAUAUUAAUUCACAAUUUCCUCUGAAUGCUAAAAGUAUUAUCUAAGGUUAAAUAUAAUUAGAUGACAAUUAUAAUAUUGUAUUACCACCUGUUACACAACCAUCUAUAUUAUUUGCCACAUAUUAUUCUGUGAGUAAAUUGAAGACUAGUGGCAAAGUGGAUAAUAAAUGUUUUUAAUUUGCUUUAUUUGAUGAUUGCAAUUUAGCCACUCUUUAUGGAGGGUAAUUUUAAUUGGAAACCAUUUCUAAAUGGAUUUCAAAGAAUCAAUUUACAAUCUAUGUUGGUGAUGAAAAAUUGAUUGAAGUUAUACUUGGAAAGGCUAUUACAGUAGCUAAAAUUGAAGAAGAUUAGGAAGAAUAAGAAUAAGAAUAAGAAGAUAGAACCAUUUAAUAAACUAAAAAUGAAUUACCAAAUUUAUUUUACUAUUUUUAUUCAGACUUUACAUAAUAAUAGAUUGUACUUUAUAUAACUUUGAAACUUAACCUUGUCUAAGGAAAAACACUUAUAAUAGUUUAAAAUUUGUUUGAGAUUUAUUAUUUACAAUUACUUUUUUAGAGAUGUAAUAUUGAAAGAUAUCAAAUUUAUAAUCAUGAAAAUCCAAAAACACUUAAAUAUUAUACUUUAUCAACUUUCAAUACUGGAGUUAUUUAAAUACUUAUUGCAACUGCAAAUGUCUUUUUAGAUUUAGAAAAUGAAUUCUUUGAAAGAACUAAGUAAGUAUCUAAAAAAUCUAAAUAACCUUACACUCUAAAGAAGUUAGAUAAUAUUAUAUUAUAUAAUUUAUUACCAAAUGAAUUACCAGAUUAAAUAUUAAAAUCUGUUACAAAUACUGUUUGUAUAGCUUCAAAUAAUGAAUAAAAUGUUGAAACAGUUAUGUAAUUUGUUAAUGCAGAAUAUAAUAAUGUUAAUUGCAAAGAAUAUCCAAUAAAAUAAAAUGAAAUUGAAGCAUUCCGUUAUCGUAUAGAAGAUACAACUAAAAAUAUAUCAAAAUAUUAGGUUAAAAUGGCAGAGCAAAUAGAUUUCAAAAAGAAGAUGGUCAAGUCACCAGAUUUAGUAGAAUAUUUUUAAUAGAAUCAGAAAGAAAAAGAAUUAUUGUAAGAUCAAAUUGUAUAAUUAAAGAAAAAAUUAAAUAGAUCAUCAAUAUAAUUACCUUAAGGUAUGUAUAUAUUAUAAUGUCUUAGGUCCUGUGCCUGAAUAUUUAUUACCAGAAUUCAUUAAGAAAUAAAGAAAAAUGUAAGGAGAUUAAUAAAAAGUAAAAGUUCUUGUUAGAGUUCAUGAUUAAAAUACUGAUAAAUUAAUAAAGAAAAGAAGAUUAUUGAAUGAUGAAAUGAAUAAUAAUAUGUUACCUGAGUAAGAAGAAAAAGCAAAGGCAAAAAAACCUGAGAAUUAAUAUGUUACAAUUAAUUAAGAAGAUGAAGAUCCUGAAUUAGUAGAUUCAUCUAGACUUAGACCUAUAAGUGGUAAGAAAAUAUGGAAAUUAAAACAUGGAUUUAAAUUAAAAAAGAGAAAUAAGAGAUUGGAAAAGAAAGGUGUCUUCACUACCUGAGU
Paramecium pentaurelia is the source of this 1976-nucleotide messenger RNA. The record is from the annotation of a GenBank genome assembly. Lineage: Eukaryota; Ciliophora; Oligohymenophorea; Peniculida; Parameciidae.